Dibothriocephalus latus is the source of this 279-nucleotide messenger RNA. Lineage: Eukaryota; Metazoa; Platyhelminthes; Cestoda; Diphyllobothriidea; Diphyllobothriidae. The record is from the annotation of a GenBank genome assembly.
AUGUUUAUCUCCACUUUCUAUUCUCAAGGUUACUUCGCCUUCCGAAAUUCGCUCUACGGUUCCUGGUUCAUUCAGGCCCUAACCAACUGUCUCCAGCGCUAUGGCCGCAGUCUCGACCUUAUGAGCAUCCUCACUCGAGUUAACCACGAAGUCGCCUACGAAUUCGAGUCAAUGGCUUCCAACCCAGAGUACUCAGGCAAAAAACAGGUGUCCUCCAUCGUCAGCACCCUCACCAAGGAUGUCUUCUUUCCACCGAAGAAACCCCCCUUGCAGUCGUGA